This is a messenger RNA of Melospiza georgiana, 600 nucleotides long. RefSeq names its product dermatopontin (gene DPT). Gene Ontology annotation, cellular component: extracellular matrix. Gene Ontology annotation, biological process: collagen fibril organization. The transcript has 4 exons. Lineage: Eukaryota; Metazoa; Chordata; Aves; Passeriformes; Passerellidae. The record is from RefSeq and is a predicted model, not a curated record. Gene Ontology annotation, molecular function: extracellular matrix structural constituent. The coding region runs from base 1 to 600 and encodes 199 amino acids.
AUGGACAUUUUCCUUCUCUGUGUGUUCCUGCCUCUGGUGACUGUGGCAUGGGGCCAGUACAGUGACUAUUACUAUGGUCCCUAUAAUUAUGGAGAUAAUGAUGAAUGGGUCAAUGUGUACCGGCAAGGUUUCAACUUUCAGUGCCCGCAUGGGCAGGUGAUCGUGGCCGUCAGAAGUGUCUUCAGCAAGAAGGAAGGCUCUGACAGACUGUGGAACUAUGCCUGCAUGCCAGCAUCCCAGAGCCUCGGUGAGCCGACAGAGUGCUGGUGGGAAGAGAUCAACAGGGCGGGAACCGAAUGGUAUCAAACCUGCUCAAACAAUGGGCUGGUGGCUGGUUUCCAGAGUCAGUAUUUUCCUUCGGUGCUGGACCGUGAAUGGCAAUUUUACUGCUGCCGCUAUAGCCGGAGGUGCCCAUAUUCCUGCUGGUUAACAACAGAAUAUCCAGGACACUAUGGAGAAGAUAUGGACAUGAUGAUGUACACUUAUGACUAUUACAUCCGUGGGGCAACCACAACUUUCUCUGCUGUGCACAGGGAUCGUCAGUGGAAAUUUAUUGUCUGCAGGAUGACAGACUAUGACUGCCCAUUUCAGAAUGUUUAA